Exophiala dermatitidis NIH/UT8656 is the source of this 768-nucleotide messenger RNA. RefSeq lists its product as uncharacterized. The transcript has a single exon. The record is from RefSeq and is a predicted model, not a curated record. NCBI's taxonomy places the organism in Eukaryota, Fungi, Ascomycota, Eurotiomycetes, Chaetothyriales, Herpotrichiellaceae. Bases 1 to 768 code for a protein of 255 amino acids.
AUGGCAUUUCUCGGGUACAAAUCCUCACCAGUUUUGGGAGCAGUCUCGCCCAGUAUCGAUCUCGAAUAUGUCAACCGCCGGCUCGAGUCUUUUGCUCACGAUCCUUCUCCGAGUCGUCCAACAAUUCUCUAUCCCGCGUCGCCUCCAUGUCCCAGCACGCCUCCUUUCCCUAAUCCGAUGAUUCCUUCUACUUUCUUUCGGCAUUGGGCGUCGCACAAAGCAAAAGAACUGCAGUCACUCGAGCCGACGAUCGAUCAUCGAUUGAGUAUAGACGACAUCGAAUAUUGGCGUACAGAAGCCCGAUGCUACACGUCUUCGCUAGGGGGCCUUGCAGAGCAGGAGCGUCAAAAUAUUGAUGAAUGGAUGUACUGGAGAACAGAAGCAACGUUUUGGAGGCAGGCCUUCUACAGUAAAGAUCGUACUACGGAUCGAUGGGACAUACAGAAUCUGCAGUAUUGGAAGACUGAAGCCCUACGACUAGCAAAGGCAUUCGAGAACAAUCCUCAAACCUCGAACAUACGUUGGCAUAUCUGCGAUUGGGUGUACUGGAGGACAGAGACUUUCCAUUAUGAUGACCGGCUCGAACAGGUCAUGCGGCAAAAUCUUGCCUUGAAAGACCUGCCACCAAAAUCAGCGCUUCAACAGAGUCCAAAUUGUAAGAAGAGAAAAGCUGAGGACGAUGGCGUGGGAAGACCUAUCAGUUCGUGGCUAGCGAAGUGGAAUGCUGUGCACAAGAAGCCCUCUGGAGACAUCACGUCCUCCUUCUGA